Messenger RNA from Solanum dulcamara, 1125 nucleotides. RefSeq names its product peroxidase 5-like. Gene Ontology annotation, molecular function: heme binding; peroxidase activity. Gene Ontology annotation, biological process: response to oxidative stress; hydrogen peroxide catabolic process. The transcript has 4 exons. Bases 31 to 1008 code for a protein of 325 amino acids. The record is from RefSeq and is a predicted model, not a curated record. Gene Ontology annotation, cellular component: plant-type cell wall; plasmodesma. NCBI's taxonomy places the organism in Eukaryota, Viridiplantae, Streptophyta, Magnoliopsida, Solanales, Solanaceae.
UCAAGCUUACCAAGAAAAAACUAAAGGAAAAUGAGUACAAGAAUGUUAAUGAGUGCACUGAUAUUCUUGGUUUUAUGUGAAUGUAUGAUGUUAGAAGCACAGCUUCAGGAGGGAUUUUAUGAGAAUUCAUGUAGUAUGGCUGAGUUCAUAGUGAAACAAGAGGUUAGAAAUGCCUUCUUUAAAGAUAAGGGAGUGGCUGCCGGCCUUGUUCGCAUGCAUUUCCAUGAUUGCUUCGUUAGAGGUUGUGAUGGAUCAGUGCUGAUUGACUCAACUCCAACAAACUCAGCAGAGAAGGACUCACCAGCAAAUAAACCGAGUCUUCGAGGUUUCGAAGUCAUUGAUAGAGCAAAGGCCCGGUUGGAAUCAGUUUGUCCAGGAGUUGUUUCGUGUGCUGAUAUAGUCGCUUUUGCAGCUAGGGAUAGCAUAGAGAUAACUAGAGGACUUGGCUAUGACGUUCCAGCUGGUAGAAGAGAUGGCAGAAUCUCAUUAUUUUCUGAAACAAGAAGUUUGCCCUCUCCUACAUUCAACGUUGACCAGCUCACCCAAAACUUCAAAAAUAUGGGACUCACCCAAGAAGAAAUGGUUACUCUCUCUGGAGCACACACCAUUGGUCGAUCUCAUUGCGGGCCCUUCAGUAACAGAUUAUACAGCUUCAACUCAACAACAAGCCAGGAUCCCAGUCUUGAUCCUACCUAUGCAGCCCAGUUGAAACAGCAAUGUCCACAAGGCAGCACGGAUGCAAGUUUGGUGGUGCCAAUGAACCCUGCAAGCCCAGCUAUCACUGAUGUAGGUUACUACGCCGAUAUUCUGGCCAACAGGGGCUUAUUUACAUCCGAUCAAACUCUUCUCACAAAUCCAACUACAGCUAUCCAAGUAACACAAAAUGCUAGGAGUCCAUUCCUCUGGAAAAGUAAAUUUGCUAGUGCAAUGGUGAAGAUGGGCCAAAUUGGUGUCUUGACAGGCACAGCUGGAGAGAUCCGAUCUAACUGUAGAGUCAUUAAUAGCUAAAGAAAUGUCAUAUAUAUCUGUACUCUAAUAGCUGACUACUCCUUUCAGGCUGGAACUUUCACACCACUGUAUUGCUCUGCUGCCCUCUUAUUAUGUCAUUUUGUCUCAUUUUCAGAA